UCCCUCCCUCCCUGGUCUCUUGAGGGCCCUCGGCCGACCCGGCCUCUCCGGAGCCCGAACCUUCCAGAACCUUCCCUGCCUCCACCGGGGGAGGGUGGAGGGGCAGGCCCGCCUGACCUGAGGGGAAGCGGAGGACCUGAGGAGGCCUCACAAAGCCCUUCUGUGGCGCCAGUACAGGAAAUUAAGUGGACACAAGAACUCCCUCCCCCACCCCCCCCAGUAACAAUGAAGGGGCUGGUUGGAUUCUACUGAAAGUUGUACCUCUUAACCUAAGAAGAGCUGAUGCUGAGACCAAAUUUGAGGAAGGACCAUGGAGCAGCCCAGAGGCAGAAGUUUCAUGCAAGUACUUUGUGAGAAAUACAGUCCAGAAAAUUUCCCAUACCGUCGUGGUCCUGGGAUGGGCGUGCAUGUUCCAGCUACACCUCAGGGUUCACCUAUGAAAGAUCGUCUCAACCUCCCCAGCGUGCUUGUGUUGAACAGCUGUGGGAUAACCUGUGCAGGGGAUGAAAAUGAGAUUGCCGCCUUCUGCGCUCAUGUGUCUGAGCUGGAUCUUUCUGACAAUAAACUGGAAGACUGGCACGAGGUCAGUAAAAUUGUGUCAAAUGUCCCUCAUUUGGAGUUUCUCAACUUGAGUUCCAACCCUUUGAAUCUGUCAGUUUUGGAGAGGGGAUGUGCCGGGUCCUUUGCCGGGGUCCGCAAACUUGUGCUCAACAACAGUAAAGCUUCCUGGGAGACGGUCCACACACUGCUGCAAGAACUACCAGACUUGGAGGAACUCUUCUUGUGCCUUAAUGACUAUAAAACAGUGUCUUGUUCUCCAGUUUGCUGUCACUCUCUCAAGUUACUCCACAUCACUGACAAUAAUCUCCAAGACUGGCCUGAAAUCCGAAAGUUGGGGAUCAUGUUUCCGUCUCUCGACACGCUCGUCCUGGCCAAUAACUACCUAACGACCAUUGAAGACUCAGAAGAUUCUCUGGCAAGGCUGUUCCCAAAUUUGCGAUCCAUCAGCCUGCAUAAGUCAGGUCUGCAUUGCUGGGAAGACAUUGACAAGCUUAAUUCUUUGCCCAAACUGGAGGAAGUGAGGCUCUUGGGCAUCCCACUCCUUCAGCCCUACACCAACGAGGAGCGCAGGAAGCUGGUAAUAGCAAGGCUACCAUCCAUCAAUAAGCUGAAUGGGAGUGUCAUUGUAGAAGGAGAGCGAGAAGACUCAGAGAGAUUUUUCAUUCGUUAUUACAUGGACUUUCCCCAGGAGGAAGCCCCUUUCAGGUAUCAUGAACUAGUGACAAAAUAUGGCAAGCUGGAAAAACUGGCCGUGGUAGACCUACGGCCCCAAAGCAGCGCAAAAGUUGAAGUCCACUUCAAAGACCAGGUGGAGGAAAUGAGCAUCCGACUGGACCAGACCGUGGCCGAAUUAAAGAAACAGUUGAAGUCUUUGGUCCAGUUGCCCACCAGUGGUAUGCUGGUCACCUACUUGGAUCACGAAGCUCCCUUUGGCCCUGAGGAGAUGAAAUACAACUCGCGGGCCCUGCACUCUUACGGCAUUCGGGACGGAGAUAAAAUCUACGUAGAGCCCAAAACCAAGUAGCUUUGUCUGCUCCCAAUGGCGCUCCACCCCAUGCACGCAGCCGAGGAGCCCUCUGCAAGUCCGGGGGGGAGGGGAGGGAUUUCAUUUUGGUCCAUUGGUUGAGGUUCAGUUUUAGGUAAGCCCCAGGUAACUUCCCUAGCCCAGGUUAGCAGGCCCCGAUCCAUGAGAUGGACGCCACAGUCCAGCACAGAUGAGGACGAUGGUUUCAAACAGCAGGGGGUGGACUUUAAGCACAUGUGCGUUUCCUCUUUGAUUCCUCUUCAGCUGCGCCGCUAUACUUGUGAACUCAAUAUUAAAAAAAAAAAGGAAAAGGAAACAAAGGAAGGCUUUUUUCAAAGCGCCAAAGGGUGACUGUGGGUGCUCAGUCAGGGAACGGAAGGUUCAGAACCUACACGAGGUACAUGUUUAAGACGUUUUGUGCGGCUUUUGUUCACGGCUGGACUCGGAUUACACACGGUCACUUUGCGGUCUCUCCACCUGGGUGGUCUUGUCAUCUGGUUGUUAUCCAAGGUUAGGCUGGAUGAAAAAAAAUGUCCUAUCAGCUGUGUUCCAUAAGACUUGAGUCUGCAGGACCAGUCUCUAAGCUGAAAGCUAUUUUUCAGAAAAAAACGAGAGGCACGAAACACACAGGGCACGCCCACGUUGCAGCUUCCCAGGUACAGUAAGCAGAGUGCCCUGCUAAGCUGUGAUGGUUUCAUUAACUUUUACUUCGCUUACCAGCUUUCAGGAAGCCCUUGGGCAUUCAGCGGAUAGCACUUAGGAUCAUGGGCCAAUAUAUCUGGCGUCACUUAGUCGGCUCAUCUUCUUUGUGAGGGUUCGCUCUUAGUUGCUGGAAACAGCCCCUCAAGUUGUGAAUGGCUCCUGUCCUGACCAUCAACCUGGCUCUUUGCCAAAGGCCCCUUAUAUGUUCUGUAUGGUAGCAUUUUUAAAACUGGCUCCUCCCUCUCCUCCUUCCUCAAAAAAACCAUGUGUUUCUUUCACUUUCCUGCUUUAAUCUUACAAUAACCUUGCGAGGUAGGGUUGGUUGAGAAGUAGGAAUGGGUUCAUGGGCCUUUAGGGAGCUGCAUUGUAUUUGAGCCAGUCUCCUCCCUGGUUCCAGUCUUCAUAUUAAGACUGCUGCAGCACAGUGGAAACCAAGGCCUGCGCCACUCUAGAUGUUUGCUAGUACUUUGCACUUUUUAAUGCUGAUACAAGGGUUCACCAGAGCUGUUGGUCAUCCACGGUGAUGGUUCACCAUUUGUGGGUAUGAGGUGUUGAACUCUUCCAGUCUGAAGAUCUCCCAGAAACAGUGCAUUACAUAGAGCAGAGCGUGGCAGGCGGGCUUCUCUUGCGUGCUCUAAAAGCAAACCUCCCAACAGUGAUGUGGCUAGAGGGAUGGGUAUGUUUUUUUGAUCAGAAACAUGGGAAACCAUCACGAAGGAGAUACAAAACGCUGUCUACUGUUCUUGGAGAACCUCUCUCCACCCAUCUUCCCUGCCCUCCCACUCCCCAUUGCCAUUUUAUGUAGCUAAAUCCUUUUUAUGCUAGCUCCAUUCUUUAAAACAAAACAUGUUUACACUGUAAAUCAGACGGGACUGUUCAUCAGUAUUGCCCUCCUUUGCUCAUCAGUCAAUCUGACAAGCUGAAAACUGAAAUAGCCUUCAGUUUUACACAUGUACAGUUUACAAGCAAAAAUUGUGGCGAAGGAAGUAUUUUCCCCAGGCAGUGUGGCUGGGUUCUUGUUAUUUAUGAACCGUUGACCUUGGUUGCUUCACUUCUCUGUCUUGACAUGUAAGGUUUCUUCCUUGCAAUCUUUCUCCAUUCUCAUAGGUGGUACUUUUUUUCCUUUGUUUCAUGCAUCCAAAUCCUUGGGCAUUUUUCUCUUUUCACUAACAUUCACAACACUUUUUUUUUUUUUGUGGGCAGUAACAUUCCACCUAAGUUCCUAUACUAGGUGUAGAGAGAUGACAGCUUGAGGCAAGAUAAAACUGUUGCCUCCUCAAUGCCUGUUGAAGGCUGUUGUUUCUCCUGCAGACCUUUAAACAUAAGCAAAUAGACAAAGACUUGCAUGUGGAAACAGUAGCCCAUUCUAUGUGUAUGUCCAAGAGAUUCCAGAAAAACACGUUGGAAAGACUCUUGGUUUUAUAAACAAUGGUACACCUGAAGUUCUUUUCACUCUGUUCUGGUAGCAAAAUGCCUUUUUGCUACCUAGCACUUGAGUUCUAAACCAAUGCUUUAUGUACAAUGGUGUGUAUGUGUGCGCGUGCACGGGUGUGUGUACAAAUAUUUACCCAUAAGGGGGAAAUAGUCCUGUUAAUAAGAUAUUUUAUUAUAAAGCAAAGGUUUAUUGAGAGAUAGAAUUGUGUAAUAAUAGACUAUUAUUUUACCUGUGGACCUACGGUAUAAAGACCAGUAGCUCUCCAGUUUGUGUCAGAAGAUGGAUGAGAGUAUGAAGGAAUGCUGUCUGAUGCUACAAUACAGCAUUUCUCAAUUUUUAUCCUCUAUAUUAUAGAAUAAUAACAUAUUAAUGAGAUACUAUUAAGUGCUGAUUGGCUGUGUUCACUGCACAGGGAGUUGCAUCGUUGAAUGAAAUAUCCCACAUAUUAAAAGUCUAUGAAGGGGUUCCCUUGAAAAUUUAUGUGUGUGUGUUUCUGUUCUCCAGAGAAAGGCAUUGCUGAAUUCUUAAGGAUUGUAUAGGAUGUGGGAAACACAGAACUGUGUGAUCUCUGUGCGGAAAUUAGAAACCUGCAUCUUAAAUGAUCAUCUUACCUUGCAUAUGUUUGCGUUCUGUUUAUCCCCAUGCAAAGGGAAGGAGACGACGUGAGGCAACUCCACUUCUGCCUCGUUGGCUGGUGGAAACUUUAUUUGGACACCUCUCUGACUUCAAAUAUUUUGUUGUUGAAUUUUCCAAUGGGGCAGCAAGUGUGUCUGUAGUGGUUGAAACAAAAAACAAAACAGGAAGAAGCCAAGUCUUUUGACACUUUAAAUUCUGAUACAUUUUAUGCUACCCUCUGCUUUCCUAGACUUUUUGCUCUGCCUCAAAAUUGUGCUAGUUCUUAAAGUGCCCCAAUAUGCCCUGUCGCUUACCUUUACUUUGGGCAUCUCUAAAUGUCGCUCAUACCCCUUGUCCAAAUGAGUGACUCCUUUCCACUUAAAAUGGCCUGUUGCAGCCAGUAAGUCAUCCCAACCUGCCAGCAGCAUCAGCCUUUCCUGUCUCUCCUCUACCUCCACGUGGCACUGAUGGAAUAUCUCUAAUUGCAAACUCCAGUACAAAUAGAUGUGCAUUUAAAAAAAGGAGAACGUUGUGCAUCCUUGUCAAGCUGUGGAGCUGUAUAAGAUGUUUAUGACCUGUGCUGAUGCUAUAUUGGGUUGUUUCUGAUUUGAGUUCUGGACAGAAACUGGUUUUGCUCAACUUUUAAAGGAAGCGUCUGAAUGUUCUCUGUGGAGAUCAGUUUCAGAGGUGCUGUUUUAGAGAACAGCACGGGUGGCUAUCGCUUAGCAAAGGCACGUUUGCUGGCUCCAGGCAAGCUAAAAAAAUUUAAAACAUUUCUCCUUGGUUAGCUGUUGCUUGAAUUGACCUUAAGAUGAGGUUUGGUUCACAAGGACCAAAGUCAUUCUUACCACUGAACCCAUUGGUCGCUUGAUCAAUUAUGCCCAGUAGGCUAGCCAAUAUGGUUGGAGAUAAUGGCUUGCUUUGGAGCGGCCUCCUUACUCCUGGCCUCUGGCUUCCAACAUGGCAGUUGAUGCAUUAAUUGGCUUCAUGCCGUCUUAGAAACCAUAGCCUUCCUUCCCAAGCAACUAAGUGUCUAGUUCUCAUUGGUGUUCCCUGCCUGUACAAAGCUCACUGUACGUUAGCUGGUGUAUUCUGUGCACUGGAAAGAGCCAUUCCUUUCCCGUUUGUGAUCUCCUUUGGCUUCUCCAAGGAUCUGCACUUUUCCAACAUAAGUGAGUGACAUUCAAAAGUAUUCAUGUCCCUUGUCAAGUCCACCCGUGCAAGCUGAUUUCUUCAGAUUCUUGUGUAAUUCUCAGCAGCACUUUUUCCCUCAGCUCAUAUUGAACUUGUGGUGUUUGGAUGUGUAAGAUGCAGAACUCAGGGAACUGUUUGUCUCUGGGUCUAAGCCAUAGAAAAAUAUAUAUGAUGAAAUAAUGUUAUUGGGGGGGGGGAAUAUGGACAUAUGUGAUUCCAGCAGUUGGCUGUAAUACGUCUGGCUUAGGAAAAACUGUUGGUUUGCAAUAUGGGGAGGAAAGGGGGCAAAUUCUGUGCAUGCUAGACCCAAAUUUAGCAUUCAGAAUAAAUUAUGCAAAUUGUCAAA
Molecule: messenger RNA, 5877 nt
Organism: Pogona vitticeps (central bearded dragon)
Lineage: Eukaryota; Metazoa; Chordata; Lepidosauria; Squamata; Agamidae
Source: RefSeq, a predicted model, not a curated record